Messenger RNA from Pecten maximus, 1572 nucleotides. RefSeq names its product protein ZNRD2-like. The record is from RefSeq and is a predicted model, not a curated record. The transcript has 4 exons. The coding region runs from base 29 to 727 and encodes 232 amino acids. Lineage: Eukaryota; Metazoa; Mollusca; Bivalvia; Pectinida; Pectinidae.
UUCCGAUUUGUGUUUACACUGACAUUAAAUGGCGGCGACCAUGAAUAACAACGUGGAUGACGAUGAUAUUUUGACAGCAGAAAUGAAUGAAUGGGAACCACCAAGCGAAGCAGAGAUGAAAAUUAUUACUGCUCGAAGAGAAAGGUCCGACAAAAUCAGCAAAAUCAUGGGUGACUACCUACUAAAAGGUUAUAAGAUGCUGGGGAUUGUCUGUGAUCAAUGUUCGACGAUUCUGAUGGAGACAAAAGCUAGAGAAAAAUACUGUAUUACAUGUAAAGAAUUGGAUGCAGAUACCGACAAGGACAAUCCUGUUGUAAACCCAGCAGCAGCCCGAUCCCAGGUUUUUGAAGGUAGUCAUUCAACACUGGAGAGUCACAGCUUCUCUGCAGAAGACAGCUCGACUAGUGAAGGGGGUCAUCCAAUCCAGAUAUCAUUGAUGCCUCGUGCAACUGGUCAGCUGACCGCACCGCCAUCCACAACAAGGGCAGAGGUACAUCAUGUAGAUAUACCCCCCACCUUCCAGGGCACGCUUUCUUCCUCCAGCCACAGUUUCCCUGCCCCAGGGACGAUAGGUCAGAUCCAGGGAGAGGCUGUGGAUAGUGUGUGUGGGAAAAUACAGUGGGCCUCAGAAGAGUUGAGGGCAGAGACAAACCUCCAGCGAUGUACACAACUGUGUGAACUAAUCAAAGCUAGUGCUGAUGCCAUUCGUAGUCUCAAGGAUUUAUGAUGGAUCAAUAGUUUCUUGUGUCAGCCUUUUUGUGAAUGCAUAUUCUACCAUUGAAAUGUUUCAUAAUCUGAGAACCUAGUUAUGCUUCAUUAUCAUAUUUAUUCAUUUUUGCAUUUUCUGUGAGAAAUGUUUCAUAAUCUGGGAAACUUGUUACACUUGAUAUUUAUACUGAUGCUUUUUCUAUGAGAAAUGCCUGUAGCAGAUUAUAAAAGAAAUCCCAUCAGCAGUAAAAUAAAGAUAAAAUGUUUCAUAAUUGAAGAUUUAGGAAGUAAGAAAUUCCAUGAUCAAACAGCUAAAUGGAAGAAUUCAUUAAUGGGAGAUGCUAAAAAUAUAUCAGUUACUGACAAAAUGUUUAUAGUAUUUUUACCGAUUAUUUAAUUAAUGAUGGUAGCAAAAAAUACAGAUAACUACUGUAGAGUGUUAGUGUUCUCAUCUGAUGAAUGCAUUGCUGUUUCAGCACCUAAUGGCGGUCUAUUGAUGGUAUAUCACAUGAUUCUAGACCUUUUUAUCUAACACAUUUCAUCAUUAUUAUCCAAAAUCUUAUGCUACAGCUGUUUACUGAGAUUUUGAGUGUCAAUUUUCUCCUGAGUUAUGUCACAAAAUUAACAUAAUAGGUUUGGUCUCUUGAGUUUCCCAUGAUAUAUUACAAGUACAAUGUAUUCUGGUGUUUGUGACUACAUUGAAGUGUCAGGUAUAUUUAGCUCCAGCAUGUGGUAGUGUGGUUUUAUUACCUGUACAUGUACUUUUAUUAGCCCACCAUCUGAUCAGAUGGUGGGCUAUUCAAAUCGCCUUGCGUUGUGGUCCGUCUGUCCGUCCGUCCGUACCUCCGUACCUCCGUACCUCCG